Molecule: messenger RNA, 4104 nt
Organism: Athene cunicularia (burrowing owl)
Lineage: Eukaryota; Metazoa; Chordata; Aves; Strigiformes; Strigidae
Gene: ATF1
Product: activating transcription factor 1
Exons: 7
Coding region: 176-1129 (317 amino acids)
Biological process (GO): regulation of transcription by RNA polymerase II
Cellular component (GO): nucleus; ATF4-CREB1 transcription factor complex
Molecular function (GO): protein binding; DNA-binding transcription factor activity, RNA polymerase II-specific; RNA polymerase II cis-regulatory region sequence-specific DNA binding
Source: RefSeq, a predicted model, not a curated record
GUGUGAGUCCAGAGCAGAGAGUGACGUCGGAGAAAGGACUACACCAAAAUGUCCAAACGAGACCAGCAGCUUCACACGCUGAGAGUCGAUGAAGUGCUGGUGGAAGUUGGGCACCUGUCUGCUGUUCCAAUUUAUCAUUAACUGAAUUUAACUCCUUGCUUUCUUGUAGCUGAUUAUGGAAGAGGUGCACAAGAGCAGCAGCAACAGUUCAGUGACGCCUUCACAAACACCGGCUGUACAAGGUACAACACUACAGGCAGCUCAGCUCUCUCAUAUUGCUCAACAGAUGUCUCUACGAGGUCCUGCUCCCCUGACAGUCGUUCAGCUUCCUGGAGAACAAGUCCAGGUCCAGGGAGUCAUUCAGACAGCUCAGUCCUCUUCUGUAAUCCACUCACCUCAGGUGCAAACAGUGCAGGUAUCUUUGUCUGAGAGUGAGGACUCUCAGGACUCAUCGGACAGCAUCGGCUCUUCCCAGAAAGCUCGAGGCAUCUUAGCUCGUCGUCCCUCGUACCGAAAAAUUUUGAAAGAUCUUUCUUCUGAAGAUACUCGUGAUAGAAAAGGAGAUGAGGAGAGUCCUGGAGUCUCCACUGUUACAUCUAUGUCCGUUCCCACGCCCAUCUACCAGACGAGCACUGGACAGUACAUUGCCAUCGCUGCAAAUGGGCUACAGCUGGCCAGCCCGGGCACGGACGGGGUGCAGGGCCUGCAGGCGCUGACGAUGACCAACGCCGGCGGCGCUCAGCCUGGCACAACCAUCCUGCAGUACGCACAGACGUCGGACGGGCAGCAGAUCCUCGUACCCAGCAACCAGGUGGUAGUGCAGACUGCGUCGGGGGACAUGCAGACUUACCAGAUCCGCACCACCCCGACCACCACGUCCCUCCCCCAGACCGUGGUGAUGACAUCUCCUGUCACUCUGACAUCACAGACAAGUAAGACAGACGAUCCGCAGUUGAAACGAGAAAUCAGGCUGAUGAAGAACCGAGAAGCUGCUCGAGAGUGCCGCCGAAAGAAGAAAGAGUAUGUUAAAUGUCUGGAAAAUCGUGUUGCGGUCCUGGAAAAUCAGAACAAAACUCUAAUUGAAGAGCUAAAAACUUUGAAAGAUCUUUACUGUCAUAAAAGUGUGUAGGAAAAGAAGGUAAAACUUUUGUGGACUGUUUAAAUUUCAGAGGAGAAAUUUUUUUUUUAUACUGAAUUUUUUAAACUAGAUGAAAGGUCAAAAAUGAAACUUUUCUACCUAGAUUUCACAACUUAAAGACUAUAUAGAUUUUAUUUACAACAUGUUGGUGACAAAGUACAAAAAGGAAACAAGAAAACCUCACCAAAAUUCCUGCUGGCACAACUGGAAACUUAAAAAAGUCAAGAUUGCAUCUACAGUAAAAGGACAGUCACGUUUUACGAGGCAGGUGAUUAGAAUUUCUUUGCAAAGUUCUACAGAUACCUCUUGUAGUGGAGGCAAUAUUUGGUUACAAUUAAAACGUGGAUGAAAUGGAAUCCUUGCCAUAGUUGACAUUAUUAGUCACAUUUAUAACCAGUAUAUGUUUUGAUUUCUUACUCUUUCUCAGUCCUUGCUUUUUCUCUCAGUUAUUUGUAUGUAAAUAUUUUUAUUUUAACCUGUAAGUUGUUAUUUACAGGUGCAGAUGAUAAAAAAAAAAACAAACAAAAAAAAGCUAAUACUUUGCUAGAGGUAUAAAUUAUGUUUACUCUUUCUCAGCUGACAAUUUAAAAAGUUGGGGUUGGUUUUUUGUUUUUUGGGUUUUUUUUGUUUUUUUUUCAAUGUUUGCUGUGUUUAUCAAAUUUGGGAAGGAUCUGCAGAAAGCAGUGAGAGGCCUAGUCCUGAAAAUCUCUGAGGCACAUGAAAUAAGGUGUUGACUUUUCUUAAGAGAAUUCAACACGUCCAAUUAUUUUAAAGUACAGUGUGGUAGAACGAGUACUGGUGAACAAAGGUUUCUGAGGAAUGAUUUCACAAUAGUUUGUUCGUAGUUGCUGGGCAUGAUAAACAUCUAUAAUUGACAAAUAAAUUGUGUGCUGAUUAUCUAUACGAUUAAACACGCAUUGCUUAUUCUGUCUGGAGAUUCUACUGUGCUUUGGAACAUUUAAACCAAAUAGAAGACGAACGAUAAAAUAAAAAUAAAAAAACAUUGAAGAUAUAUACCAAAGGGUUAAUGAGGUUCUAAUAUAUGGUUUAUAAUGCUGAAAGUAGUGCAAAAUUUCCGGACUUAAUUUUGUAAGGUAGGCGAUAUUUUGCAAAGUAAUGGUAUCUUUGUAAGAAAAUAUUCUAUUGAAAAACAGGUAGAUGGUUGGUAUAUUUUGUAGCUAAAUUGUGAUCUUUACAAAUUCUGAAAUUGAGUUUAUAUACGUAUUUUGACAGUUUAUAUAUUUCAUUUUAGUAAACAAAUGAAAUAUUUUGUGAACCAGAUUUUCAAGCAUAUAUUUUUAUGGAUAGUACAAAGUCAAAUGAGAUCCUCUUUGGUGUAGGAGAUAUUUGAAUUAAUUUUGUAUGUCUGUAGGCAACUUGCAAAAAAAAACCAAACCUGAUCCUAAAGAGUAUUGGGAAAAAAAAAAAAAAAGAAAAAAAAAAAAAAAAGGCAUCAGGGCUUUUUAUUCCCCACAGUUGAUAAUAUCUGCACAUUAGAUCUGAUUGCUAUCAGAGAUUCUAGUUUGUAUGAUUUUGUUUCAGGUGAAAAAUUAAACGUUUGACAUGAUCAGGACUCUUUUGGGUGUGGAAUCUCCAUUCUUGGAGAUACUCAAAAGCCGUCUGGAUGCGGUCCUGGGCGACCUGCUCUAGGUGACCCUGCUCGAGCAGGGCUGGGACGAGGUGACCUCCUACGGUCCCGUCCAACCUCAACCAGUCUGUGAUUCUGUGAAGUAGAAACAUGUGUAUGCAGUGCUUUUUUUUUUUUUGCAUGAAUAAUAAAUACACUAUUUUCCAUAGUUAGGAUUGAAUCCUGCUUCCAGUUAUGUCAGCGGGAAUUUGCACUAUGGACUACGCUGUUAAAAAAAGGUGUUAGAGCUCCGUGUGUGUGUCGUGCUAGCUCAGAUCCGGAUGAAAUGAACAGAUGUACUCACUCCCUAGAUGUGUAACGCUUAUCAUAUGGUCAGUCAGUAUUUUUUAUUUUACUCAUUUUCGAAUUAAUGGACUUAGCAAGCAGAGCUCUUUGCAAACGGUAUGAGAAAGACUGCAUUCCACAAUCACACUGUUAGUGGGCUAUAAAAAUACUUUUUUUUUUUUUUUUUUUUUUUUUCUGAAGUUUCUAAAUAUACGACUGUUUUGGACAUGGUCCACGAUACGUGUCCUUUAGGCCAAACUGGAGUAAGACAUUUCUGGUCACGACCAUGUCCAAAAAAGAGCAUUUUCCUUGCCCGUCAAAAAUCGUGAGCAAGGUCGAGAAAGUCAUUGCAUGUGGGAACUGCUCCAGAGAGGUGCUCGGUGCCUCCUGUUCCUCUCAGUGGGAUUUCAGGAGAAAUGAACAGCUUGGAACGUGCUCAGCACCUCGCAGGAUUGGACCUUCCCUCUCUGUCUCCCAUCAGGGGUGUGUAUGCUCUCUGGUUUAUGUUUAGGAGGGUUUGACCUACAGUACUGAAACUAAUUUGGUAACUCCUCUGUAUGGUAUUUUGCUCCUCACUGUGUGCUGUUGUUCCUUUACCUUCUCUUGUAAUACGGAAUAAUAAUAAUAAAAUAAAAAAAAAAAAAGCUGUCAAGUGUUAAGACUGUAAAAAAAAAAAUGGUGGCCAAUUCUUUCUGUAUUCAGCAAGUGAAACACAUGUAGUGCUGCCAGACAUAACGUUAGUAAAUUUUUAUCCUCUUAAAAUAGUGUUUUGGAAAGAGCAGCUUAUUUUUCAUCAUGGAAAUAUUAAACCGUAACAUGAGUUUGCUCUUUAAGUAAUCACUUAUCAUGAAGUACUUAUUUUGGAUUUACUUCAAAACCUAGAUUGUAAGAGAGUAAAAACCUGUAUCCUGAGAGUAAGAGAUAUAGUACCUAAUACUGUUCUGCUGGUUAUUUCCAAACAAAAGUACAUGCUUUCUAUGAACUGUAAAUAUUUGUUGAAACAAUUAGAUGGUUGCAAAUUUUGACCUUGGUAAAUAAAGUCGCCAAAAUAUAA